AUGCUAAUACCGAAACGAGCCUGUCUCUUCUUCAAACCCAGACUUGUCACUGUCCGAACACUCUCCUCUUCAAGCUACAUCGAUCAUCAUAUUAGAGUGAUUCUCAGUGAUCAGAUCUCCACUCUAGAAUCCCUACGUAAACACCACGCUCUCAUCAUCACAGGAGGAAACUCAGACAACAUCUUCGUCGCUUCGAAGCUAAUUCAAUCCUACGCUUCCUUCGGCAAACCAAAUCUAUCCUCCAAAGUCUUCGACUUGGUAACUCAAAGAGAUGUGUUUCUAUGGAACUCCAUCAUCAAAGCGCAUUUCUCCAAUAAAGAUUAUCCAAAAGCGCUGUCUUUCUUCUUCUCUAUGCUCUUGUCUUCCCAAUCGCUCGAUCAUUUCACCGCUCCGAUGGUUGUCUCCGCUUGUGCGGAGCUCACGUGGCACCACGUUGGGUGUUUCGUUCACGGAUUGGUUUUGAAACACGGAGGCUUCGAACGGAACUGUGCGGUGGGAGCUUCCUUUGUUUAUUUUUACUCAAAGUGUGGGUUUUUAGAAGAUGCGCGUAAUGUCUUCGACGAAAUGCCUGAGAGAGAUGUGUUCGCUUGGACCGCGGUUAUAAACGGGCAUGUUCAGAAUGGUGAGAGCGAGAGAGGUCUUGAGUAUCUUCGCAAGAUGCAUAGCGUUGGUUCUGAAGAUGAUGGUGAGAAGCUGAAUGCGAGAACGUUGGAAUGUGGAUUCCAAGCUUGUGUGAAUUUGGGAGCUUUGAGAGAAGGAAGGUGUCUUCAUGGUUUUGCGGUUAAAAACGGUUUAGCUUCUUCGACUUUUUCGUUUUAUACAAAAUGUGGGAGUCCAGCUGAGGCGUAUCUCGCUUUCCGUGAGCUUGGCGAUGAUGAAGAAGAUGUGUUUUCGUGGACAUCGAUUAUAGCUUCGCUGGCGAGAUCAGGGAACGUGGAGGGAAGUUUCGGUAUGUUUUGGGAGAUGCAGAGGAAGGGAAUACAGGCGGAUGGAGUUGUCGUUAGCUGUUUGAUUAAUGAGUUAGGUAAGAUGAUGCUUGUCGCUCAAGGUAAAGCCUUCCACGGGUUUGUAAUAAGGCGUUGUUUUUCUUUAGACGGUACAGUUUGCAAUGCCUUGCUGUCCAUGUACUGCAAACUCGACCUUCUCUCUGUGGCUGAGAAGCUUUUCUGUAGGAUUCGUGAGGAAGGAGACAAAGAAGCUUGGAAUACGAUGGUUAAAGGCUACGGUAAAAUGAAAUGUGACGUGAAGUGCAUCGAGUUGUUUAAAAAGAUUCUGAACCUUGGCGUUGAGAUUGACUCUGGUAGCUUGGUCUCUGUUAUAUCUUCGUGUUCACACACAGGAGCAGUGCUACUGGGGAAGUCGUUGCAUUGCUAUGCUGUCAAGACUAGCUUUGAUCUCGCCACUUCAGUGGUGAACUCCCUCAUUGAUUUGUAUGGAAAGAUGGGAGAUUUGACUGUCGCUUGGAGGAUGUUUAGUGAAGCGGAUAAGAGCAGCGUUGUAACUUGGAACUCAAUGAUUGCGUCUUAUGUUCACUGUGAGCGAUCCGACAAGGCCAUUGCGUUGUUCGAUAGAAUGAUCUCUGAGAAUUUCAAACCGAGCUCAAUAACUUUGGUGACUGUGCUAAUGGCUUGUGCCAAUACUGGAUCUCUGGAGAAAGGGGAUAAGAUUCAUCGGUACAUCACUGAGACAGAGCACGAGAUGAAUCUUUCUCUCACAACUGCUCUGAUCGACAUGUACGCUAAAUCCGGACAGCUAGAAAAGUCACGACAGCUGUUCAACAAUGCAGAUCAAAAGGAUGCGGUUUGUUGGAACGUAAUGAUCUCAGGCUAUGGAAUGCACGGAGACGUCGAAUCGGCUAUAGAGCUUUUUGAGCAGAUGGAAGAGUCUGAUGAUGUUGAACCAACCGGGCCUACGUUUCUCGCACUUCUAUCAGCUUGCACACACGCGGGUCUAGUCGAACAAGGCAAAACACUUUUCCUAAAGAUGCAGCAACAGUACAACGUGAAACCAAGCUUGAAGCAUUACUCUUGCCUGGUGGAUCUUCUAUCCCGGUCUGGUAAUUUGGAGGAAGCUGAAGCCACGGUAAUGUCGAUGCCGUUCUCACCAGAUGGAGCUAUAUGGGGAACUAUGUUGAGCUCAUGCAUGAGUCAUGAGGAGUAUGAGAUGGGGAUAAGAAUGGCAGAGCUUGCGGUUGGUAGUGUUCCGGGGAACGAUGGUUAUUAUAUAAUGCUUGCGAACAUGUACAGCGCUGCAGGUAAGUGGGAAGAGGCGGAGAGGGCAAGAGAGAGGAUGAAGGAAAGUGGAGUUGGGAAGAAAGCUGGACAUAGUGUAGUCUAUUAG
Molecule: messenger RNA, 2340 nt
Organism: Brassica rapa (field mustard)
Lineage: Eukaryota; Viridiplantae; Streptophyta; Magnoliopsida; Brassicales; Brassicaceae
Product: pentatricopeptide repeat-containing protein At4g39952, mitochondrial
Biological process (GO): RNA modification
Molecular function (GO): protein binding; RNA binding
Source: RefSeq, a predicted model, not a curated record